AUGGUCUGGGGAAGUAGGAGGGCUGUCUUCAUUGGUAUUCCGGGUGAAGAAAGUAUUACGCCCAGAGAGGAGGAAGCCGGAGCGUGCAGAGGGCAAAGAGGUUGCUGGAGACAUGGGGACUCUGCUGAGAGCCUGCUCCUGAAAAAGGACCCAGAUUCAAAUCCCUCCUCAGGAGUGAAAUUCAGGUGGUGUCCUGGGCCCAGUGACAGUGUCGUUGUGAAGACAAAAGGAGGGGGACAAAUCAUGGCCCUUGAGAGCUGCUCCCUACGAAACGUGCAUCGUGGUGAAAGCUGUGGGAGUCCCAGAGCUGGCCCAGUUUACUCCUCCCUCUCAGGCAGCACCAUGGCCUCAGAGGCACCGUCCGGAUUGUCUCUUUUGUGGGAUAGAGUGGAAAGAGCAGCCGGGCAGCCCAAUCAGCUGUUGCCCUUCCAGGGUCUGGUGACCUUUGAGGAGGUGGCCGUGUAUUUCACGGAGGAGGAAUGGGCCCUGCUGGAUCCCGGUCAAAGAGCUCUGCACAGGGAAGUCAUGGAGGAGAAUUAUGAGACGGUGGCCUCUCUCGCAGGUGACCGGCAGAAUGAGAAUUAUAGAAAACCACAGAUGGUGCCACUGGUAAUAGCCAAGACUGAGAGUCAAAAAGAGAUAUUUGGAAAUCACAGGGGACCAAAAACGUCUGAAAGAAAGCAGCCAAAGAAUGGGAGCAAAAAAUCCUCUACUUGUCAUAGUUUUCAUCAAAGAACACACACCGGAGAAAAACCAUUUAAAUGCAUGGAAUUUGGAAAGAGCUUCAGUGUAAAAAAUAGCCUUAUUUCACAUCACAGAACCCACACAGGGGAGAAACCAUUUAAAUGCAGGGAAUGUGGAAAAAGCUUUACUCAGAACGAUCAUCUUACUUCACAUAAAAGAACCCACACAGGAGAGAAACCUUUUAAAUGCAGAGAGUGUGGAAAGAGCUUCAGUCUAAGCAGUAGCCUUAAAUUACAUCACCUUAAACACACAGGGGAGAAACCAUUUAAAUGCAUGGUGUGUGGAAAGAGCUUCAGUCAGAGCAGUGACCUUAGUUUACAUCAAAGAACCCACACAGGGGAGAAACCAUUUAAAUGCAUGGAGUGUGGACAGGGCUUUAGUCAGAGAAGUAAGCUUACUUCACAUCAAAGAACCCACACAGGGGAGAAGCCAUUUAAAUGCAGUGAGUAUGGAAAAAGCUUCAGUGUAAGCAGUAGCCUUACUUCGCAUCACAGAACCCACACAGUGGAGAAACCAUUUAAAUGCAGGGAAUGUGGAAAAAGCUUUACUCAGAACAAUCAUCUUACUUCACAUCAAAGAACCCACACCGGAGAGAAACCUUUUAAAUGUAUGGAGUGUGGAAAGAGCUUUAGUGUAAGCAGUAGCCUGAAAUUACAUCACCGAACACACACUGGGGAGAAACCAUUUAAAUGCAGAGAGUGUGGAAAGUGCUUCAGUCAGAACAGUAGCCUUACUUCACAUGAAAGAACCCACACAGGCGAGAAACCAUUUAAAUGCAGGGAAUGUGGAAAGAGCUUCAGUCAGAGCAUUCACCUUACUUUGCAUCACAGAACACACACAGGGGAGAAACCAUUUAAAUGCAGAGAGUGUGGAAUGAGCUUCAGUCAGAGCAGUGACCUUACUUCGCAUCAAAGAACUCAUACAGGGGAGAAGCCAUUUAAAUGCAAGCAGUGUGGAAAGUGCUUCAGUCAGAACAGUAGCCUUACUUUACAUGAAAGAACCCACACAGGUGAGAAACCAUUUAAAUGCAGGGAAUGUGGAAAGAGCUUCAGUCAGAGCAGUAAACUUACUUUACAUCAAAGAACCCACACAGGGGUGAAGCCAUUUAAAUGCAUGGAGUGUGGAAAGAGCUUCAGUCGAAGCAGUGACCUUACUUCGCAUCAAAGAACCCACACAGGGGAGAAGCCAUUUAAAUGCAAAGAGUGUGGAAAGAGCUUCAGUCAGAGUAGUAGCCUUUGUUCACAUCGAAGAACCCACACAGCGGAGAAGCCAUUUAAAUGCAGUGACUGCGGAAAGAGCUUCAGUGUAAGCAGUAGCCUGAAAUUACAUCACCGAACACACACAGGGGAGAAACCAUUUAAAUGCAUGGAGUGUGGACAGGGCUUUAGUCAGAGAAGUAAGCUUACUUCACAUCAAAGAACCCACACAGGGGAGAAGCCAUUUAAAUGCAGUGAGUGCGGAAAGAGCUUCAGUGUAAGCAGUAGCCUGAAAUUACAUCACCAAACACACACAGGGGAGAAACCAUUUAAAUGCAUGGAGUGUGGACAGGGCUUUAGUCAGAGAAAUAAGCUUACUUCACAUCAAAGAACACACACAGGGGAGAAACCAUUUAAAUGCAUGGAGUGUGGACAGGGGUUUAGUGAGAGAAGUAAGCUUACUUCACAUCAAAGAACCCACACGGGGGAGAAGCCAUUUAAAUGUAAGGAGUGUGGAAAGAGCUUCAGUCAGAGUGGCAACCUCAGAUUACAUGAAAGAACACACACAGGGGAGAAACCAUUUAAAUGCAGUGAGUGCGGAAAGAGCUUCAGUCAUAGAAGUAAGCUUACUUUGCAUCAAAGAACCCAUACAGGGGAGAAACAAUUUAAAUGCAGUGAGUGCGGAAAGAGCUUCAGUCAGAGCAGUGACCUUAUUUUGCAUCAAAGAACCCACACAGGGGAGAAGCCAUUUAAAUGCAAAGAGUGUGGAAAGAGCUUCAGUCGGAGUGGUAACCUCAGAUUACAUGAAAGAACACACACAGGGGAGAAACCAUUUAAAUGCAGUGAGUGCGGAAAGAGCUUCAGUGUAAGCAUUAGCCUGAAAUUACAUCACCAAACACACACAGGGGAGAAACCAUUUAAAUGCAAGGAGUGUGGACAGGGCUUUAAUAAGAGCAGUCACCUUACUUCACAUCAAAGAACCCACACAGGGGAGAAGCCAUUUAAAUGUAACGAGUGUGGAAAGAGCUUCAGUCAGAGCGGUCACCUUACUUCACAUCAAAGAACCCACACAGGGGAGAAACCAUUUAAAUGCAGGGAGUGUGGAAAGAGCUUCCGUCGGAAUGAUCACCUUUCAUUACAUGAAAGAACCCACACAGGGGAGAAACCGUUUAAAUGCAGGGAGUGUGGAAAAAGCUUCAGUGUAAGCAGUAACCUUGUUUUACAUCACAGAACCCACACGGGAGAAACCAUUUAAAUGUAGUGAGUGGAAAGAGGUUCAGUCAGAGCACUGUUACUUCACAUGAAAAAAUGCUGUGGAGUAACUUUUUUAAUGCACGGAGUAUGGAAAGAGAUUCAAUGAAAGCAGUAGGCUUACAUCACAGGGGAUACACAGGAGAAAUAAUUGAAAUGUAGGGAGUAUGGAAAGAACUUCAAUGGGAGCUUUAUUCUUCAUCUUGCAGGCUACAUAGAUUAAAGCCCUAUACAAGUUGGGGCCAGGAUGCUUAAAAUAUUAUCUCACCUGUUAUAUAUGCAGCCCAUCACUGAAAUCUGCAGAGGAUGGCCUCUUACGCAUACCAUCUCAUUAGGAAGUCCACUCUGCAUGAUAGAGAAACCUGGCCUUUUGUGUGGUGGCAUCUACUUUUUUGAACUUCCUCCUGUUACAUAUCAGACAGGUGUUUUUUUUUUGUGGUGCCUAUAGAAGACCUUCCUUUUUCAACAAACCUUUUAAGUGCAGAGCUUUAUUACUGUUUCUGUGGGAUUUUAAAAUGAUUUUCAUUGGUUUGCAUAUGAUUUUUUUAUUA
This is a messenger RNA of Rhineura floridana, 3742 nucleotides long. Its product is annotated as zinc finger protein 493-like. The transcript has 7 exons. Gene Ontology annotation, biological process: regulation of transcription by RNA polymerase II. NCBI's taxonomy places the organism in Eukaryota, Metazoa, Chordata, Lepidosauria, Squamata, Rhineuridae. The coding region runs from base 1 to 3195 and encodes 1064 amino acids. The record is from RefSeq and is a predicted model, not a curated record. Gene Ontology annotation, molecular function: DNA-binding transcription factor activity; RNA polymerase II cis-regulatory region sequence-specific DNA binding.